Trichoplusia ni (cabbage looper) is the source of this 757-nucleotide messenger RNA. RefSeq lists its product as uncharacterized. The transcript has a single exon. Lineage: Eukaryota; Metazoa; Arthropoda; Insecta; Lepidoptera; Noctuidae. The record is from RefSeq and is a predicted model, not a curated record. Bases 118 to 570 code for a protein of 150 amino acids.
UAACUUCAUUAAUCUAUUUUACGACUGUCAUUGUGAUUACAACAUAAGAACUAAGUAUACACGAAAUCAGUGAGAAUAGUUUUGAGUAUUAUUUUGUAUAAAUUCGGUUGACUAAAAAUGAGUGCCAAGAACGAUAAAACCUUGGAAUCGACGUCAACACAAACAGAAGCUGACAGCUCCAGCUCAUCAGACUUCAUCGACGAUUACUCGCAACUCCGACUGUCAUAUUACCAACAACGAUCUGAAUUCGACAUAUCCACGACAGACAGUUAUAGUGACGAGACAUUCAAUACAGCAGAAACAGACUUGAGUGAAGUUCCCAAAGACCCGAAAGAAACAGAACGACAGAAACUCCGAGAUUAUUACAUUUCUCAAAUCCCAGAUUUGCCGCAUCCGGCUUACACCGUGGCGUCUAUAAUCUCGGCCGCGUCCCGCAAGAUGGGACCCAUUCACUUCAGAUAUAAUGAUAGAAUCGAACAGGGCGACGAAAUUCGUGAUUCACGUAACGACUUGGAAUUUGCUCCUGAACGGAGGUCGACUCUAAAACCCAAUCAGUUUCCGAAUAACUAAAUGUUAGCACCUGAUGUUAUUGGAUGUUGAGCGUCUAUUCAAGUGUUUUUGAUUUGUGUUGCAUGGUUUAUUUUGCUAUUUUUUUAUAUUAAAUGACAAGUUCCUUUCCUACUCUAAAAGUUUCAUUUUCUGUAAAACCCAACUGGAGAUAUUCAUUUGUUUUACUUUCUUUUCUCAGCUCCAAAUA